UCCUUGUAUAUUCUUUAAAUAAGUACUUAAGAUAAAAUAGUUUAGGAACACAGGUAUUUCAAGUCUAAUAGUUCUUCAGAGACAUCAGAAUUGAGAACCAAGAAACAAUGGCUACUGUGUACGUCUUGUUUCUGCUUGUUUCACUGCUAUCGAGAACCGAAGGUCAAAGCUGUGAUUAUAAAGGAACACUGUCAGGCCACACAACUUUAACCAAAGCGCUCCUAACCAGCUGCCCACGUGAUACGACUUAUAUAGACAUUUCGUACAAUGACUUUACAACAGUUUCAGUCGAUGCUUUUGAUGGCUUUUAUGCUUUGGCGAAGAUAAACAUUACCAAUAAUAAGAUAACUGAAUUACCUGUUGGUCUUUUUGAUCAGUCGUUUAAAGCAUCUCUAACAGAGCUUUAUGGUAGCGAUAAUAUAAUUGAGUCGUUAAAGAAUGACGUGUUCGAGAACAAUUUCAAUCUUAGAAUCCUUGAUCUAAGUAAUAAUAUGUUAAAUUUCAUAGACACCAACGUCUUCCAUAAGGAUCUCUCAAAACUAGAACUGGUUAAUAUAUCGUACAACCAGAUGACAUACUUUGAACCAUGGCCAUACAUACCAGAAACACCUCAAACCGAUGACAUUGACUUAGUGUUUGACAUUCAACACAACUUGAUUGAAAAAUUUACAAACACAAUGAACUGGACAUACAACCUUGUUGAGCCAUACGAGUAUUUGGUGAAUCUACAGUUCAAUAAGGUUUCUGAAAUGUCUGAUGACGUCAUUUUUAUGUACCGAGAUAAGGUUGAAGAUCAAAGUGUACUCACGGAAUUACUAACAUACAAUGUCAACAUAACAAACAAUCCAUACUUCUGCAAUUGUAAAUUGUAUGAAUUAGUUAGAGAUCUGCAUUCUUCGUUCUUUCUUUACUACAGAGUGGAAGAGUACCGGUACCGAUGUGCUUCACCUCCUCAUUUGGCAAAUGUCGAUUUGUUGCACGAUUUGGAUCUCGAUCAGUUUGUUUGUAAUAUAACAGACAAUUGUCCUUUAAACUGCACAUGCCAAGAGAAACCAUAUAUAUCGACACUCGAAAUGAACUGCACGAAUGCAAACCUUCGCGAACUACCUCAAACUCUCCCGCCAAUGUCAGAUAAUAUCCAGUACGUUUCGCUAUAUCUUUCUGGAAACCGCAUUACUGAAAUUACAAAACGAAACUACAGUAACAUUAUUUAUAAUUUGACAGUUUCAAAUAAUUAUAUUAACUAUAUCGAUGGAGAAGCUUUGAAGGAAAUGGUUAAUCUUAACAACUUAGACAUUUCUGGAAAUGCUUUAAAAUUCGUACCAAAAGAAAUACAAAAACUAUCUUUUCACAAAGUCAAAGUUCGUGGAAAUCCCUUCCAAUGCGAAUGUAAUAUGACAUGGAUGGCAGAUUGGAUCGCAUUGUCAAAUGGAGCUGAUGAGUCUUCUAUCACGUGUUCCUCUGAUGAGAAGACACACGUCAUCAAAGAUGUAACAGAAAAGGGUCUGGGUUGCAACAUAUCAGACUUUGUCAUCAUAUUCAGUGUGAUAAUGACUGUUGUUGUUGGAGUUAUCAUAGGUGGUAUUAUAACGGCAAGACGAUGUCCAUAUGAAACUAAAGUGUUGAUUUACCGUUUCUUCAAAAUCAAACCAGAUGGUAAAUACAAGAUUGAUGAAGAUAUAACAAUGCAUUACGAUGCGUACUUAAGUUAUGACGGAGAGGAUAUCCAAGUUAGACAAUGGAUCAGAACUAUUUUUAUGAAAAAACUUGAGGAAAACGGAAAAAAGAAAUACAAAUUCUUCUGUCCUCUACGUGAUGCCCUUGCUGGGGAUGAUUAUGGUCCAACCCUUGUUCAGGAAAUGACACAAUCCCGCCGUAUUUUUGUUUUAUUAUCUCCUGGAUAUUUUACAGACACAUGGAGAAUCUUUGAGUCAGAUCAGGCAGAAAUGGAACAUAAUGCUAGUAGUGAGAAUCAUCCACGUGUGGUAUAUAUUAUCUGGCAUGAUGAAAAUGAAGUCAUAAAACAAAAUCUCCAAAAAGAACCAUGGAAAUCAAGACUUAUAGGUAAACGUGUAUUAUCACCUGACAAAAGAUUUUUCUGGUCCAAAAUUCGUUAUGAACUGCCAAUUAAGCCAAGAAGCAAAAUAAAUCGUGUUAAUAACAGCUACACUGAUAUUCAAGAGGCAGAAAGAGACGAACGACAACAAAACAAUGACAUAAAAGUGAUAUGUAAAAAAGACUUCAUACCACUCGCUAAUAGACCUCAAUCAGCAGCAAUCGGUGGUGUAAGUCAUGAUAAUUUGUAUUUAGAGGCUAUAGAGUUAUAAUGUUGGAACUUAAUCAAACACAUUCUGUUAUAAAAGUGCAAUGUAUUGUAAAAGUAUUAUGAUAAUUAGGUCUAGUAGAAGUAUAGACAUUGAUUUUGUAUUAGCGCGUCAUGUUGAAGCUGCAAUCUACGGCAGCUCAAAGUGAUCUAUUCAUAUGCAAAGGGCAUUCAUUAAAAUAUGUUGAUUUUUA
Mytilus trossulus (common blue mussel) is the source of this 2517-nucleotide messenger RNA. Its product is annotated as slit homolog 2 protein-like. Gene Ontology annotation, cellular component: plasma membrane. Gene Ontology annotation, molecular function: protein binding. The transcript is spliced from 2 exons. NCBI's taxonomy places the organism in Eukaryota, Metazoa, Mollusca, Bivalvia, Mytilida, Mytilidae. The record is from RefSeq and is a predicted model, not a curated record. The coding region runs from base 108 to 2327 and encodes 739 amino acids. Gene Ontology annotation, biological process: signal transduction.